This is a messenger RNA of Penicillium cataractarum, 2157 nucleotides long. RefSeq names its product putative glutaminase. Gene Ontology annotation, biological process: carbohydrate metabolic process. Bases 1 to 2157 code for a protein of 718 amino acids. NCBI's taxonomy places the organism in Eukaryota, Fungi, Ascomycota, Eurotiomycetes, Eurotiales, Aspergillaceae. The record is from RefSeq and is a predicted model, not a curated record. The transcript has 2 exons.
AUGCAUUUUAACCUGCAGAAGCAGUUGGGACUGAGUUCCCUCUGCUCCUCGCUCUUAUCAUUUCUUUGCAGCAAUGACCAGGCCCAAGUCGCCUUUCACCCAGCUCGGCCACCAUCGUACCCGUUGGCGGUUCGUAACCCAUACUUAUCGACAUGGAUGCCGGCAGACCGAGUCGAUCGGCUUCCCUAUGCUGAAUCCCAGUUCUGGGCAGGCCAGGAUCUUGGUUGGUCUGUGAUGGUGCGCAUCGAUGGCCAAGUGUAUAGUUUGAUGGGCGUCUCCGACCUGGACGCCAGCUCGAUACUCCCAGCAACCGUGCGACGCGCCGAGUUCACAUCAAGCCAUUCGCUCUUUGAUCUUAUGGCUGGACCAGUGUCACUCACUCUGGACUUCUUCUCCCCGGUUUCGCCAUCGAAUUAUUUACGACAAUCGCUCCCCUUCAGCUAUUUGACCGUGCAAGUUAACCAUGUAUGGGGACGUGAUAUUCAGAUCUACUCGGACAUUGAUGGGAGGUGGACUGGCCGGGAACAUCGCUCAGUCCACGACUUCGAAGAACAUGGCAAACUGCUGUUCCACACCCUGUCAGUUGAGGAUGCCCCACGAUAUGCAGAAGAUCGCGACAUGGCUCUGUGGGGGCAUGCUAUUCUUGCCUCUCGUGCGGAAGGCUCACGAAACCUCUCAGCACUUGCGGGACCUCCUCAGGUCGUCCGUGCUGCCUUUGCGACGAAUGGCAACCUGCAUGAAGAGGAAUCCGCGUGGUCCGCGCAAAGUGUUGUAGCUCUUGCACAUGACUUGGGGAAUAUCGUCGGUGGCGCCUCUGUAACCUUUGCUGUCGGUUAUGAGAGAGAGGAAGCGAUCAAUUACCUCGGCGAUGCAUACACUGGUUUCUAUCGAUCGGAAUAUCCUACAACUCACGAAGCACUCUCAUUCUUCUUGGAAGACUUUGAGGAGGCUCGACUGGAAUCUUGGAGACUGGAUGAUGAACUCUCGGCUUUUGCCACCGCCGCUGCCGGUCCUAAGUAUGCAGAUAUUGUGGCUUUGUCAACUCGUCAAGCAUAUGGAGGCAUCGACUUGACAAUUCCCAACAGUUCACUCGACACUGAUCGGGCGCUGGCUUUCAUCAAAGAGCUUUCUAGUGACGGAAACGUGAAUACAAUCGACAUUAUUAUGCCAGCCUUCCCAAUAUACUGGGUGAUGGAUCCUGAUUGGAUUCGCCUCUUGCUGGAGCCCGUGAUGCUGUACCUGGAUGCUGGUCGGUGGAAACUCCCCUAUACCAUUCACGACCUUGGAUCUCAUUAUCCUCAUGCCAUCGGUCAUGAUGAUCAGCGAGCAGAGCCCAUGCCCAUUGAAGAAUGUGGGAACCUGCUCAUUCUGGCACUUGCGUAUGUUCGUGCCACGGGUGACGAAAGCUGGAUCAACCAGUACAUGGGUGUAUUCCAAAAAUAUGCCGACUAUCUGGUCAAAAAUAGCAUCGAUAUUGCCGAGCAGCUCUCGUCCAACGAUGCCGCUGGUCCCCUAGCAAAUGAGACAAACCUAGCCAUCAAGGCGGCUAUUGGCAUCAAGGCAUAUGGAGAGCUGAGCGGAGAUCAGAAGUAUUCUCAGAUUGGUGAUGAUCAUGCAGAUAUCUUCUUCCGACAAGGAUUGGGCACAGACGAGCGCCACACUCAUUUUGUGCUGGAAUACCCUGACAUGCCAAAUACAUGGAAGAUUCCAUACAAUCUCUACCCAGACGUGCUACUGGGUCUAGAGACAUUCCCUAGAGAAGCAUACUCAAUGGGGAGUCAGUUUUUCUCGACCGUCCGCGGGGAAUAUGGCGUGGCAUUGGAUAACAGACAAGACUGGGCUAAGUCCGAUUGGAAUAUGUGGCUGGCAGGUACUUUUGAAAUAAGUACACGCGACGAGUUUGUCGAUGACCUGUGGGCAUUUAUGACCAAUGGAAAACAUAACUGGCCCUUCUCAGAUCGCUACGUUUCUACCUCUGCGCAUGGCAGUGAGCCGGGCGUUCCAGUUCUAUGUCGUGCUCGUCCAACUGUUGGUGGUCAUUUUGCAUUACUGGCGUUGAAGGGUCCUAAUUCUCUUCCAUCGAUAUCGACCCACAAAGCUUACGGUACUGGUGGGUCAAGAUAUGAUAGGUUCAUGGAUCCUGCUGGUGAGCUGUAA